Molecule: messenger RNA, 849 nt
Organism: Rubroshorea leprosula
Lineage: Eukaryota; Viridiplantae; Streptophyta; Magnoliopsida; Malvales; Dipterocarpaceae
Source: the annotation of a GenBank genome assembly
AAAAUUGAAGGUUUAACCAAUUUACAGUAAUUAAAAAUACAUUUUUUAUUCAUUAACUCGCUCGUCUUCGCCUUUAUUGAAUUUAAGCAACUUUUAUUUUCCUUUUUCUCCCUUUACUUUGUCCUGCUCAUCAAUCUCUGUCAAAAAGGGAAGAAAGCGAUAUUGAAAAGCAAAGAUGAUUGAAGCAGAAUGAGCUUCCCUCCCCCAGCCCUCAUCUCCGAUCACUGUCUCUUGCCUUCAAUCAUCAUCAUCAUGGCUUCGUACUUGUAUCUGUUAACCGUCUUCAUCCUCUCAACACAGUUUCAUCUGAGCUAGUCCUCGCUACGAGGUAAACACGGUGAUCGACGACUACAAACUAAAAAUCAACCCUCACACCUGUGAUAUAUUGUCAGAUCUGAUAGCGCUGGAUUCUUCCAAUAGUGGUACCGAUCGCCGUACAAAAUUUCUCAAUUUUUUUUUAUCUGCUUUGAUGUUUGCAAAUGCAGAGAGAAUAGCAAAAAGGUUAUCAGGAGAUGAAGUUGCGUGUCAUUCGAAUGGGGAGCCAUUUCAUGCCGGAUUUAACAAACUAAAACGCUUAACCGUCUAUGUUAAGGACAACGUCUACGUUGCCAAUGAGAACAAUCAGGCCAUAAGAAAGAUCACCGUCUCAGGUAAGGUGAGACCAUUUCCGGAAGUUGCUUAAACAAAACUGGUUGCCGGGUUUAUCUUUUUCCUUUUUUUCGUUAACGUUGUCAGACAUGGGAACAAGAAGAAAAGUUGUGCCAGUUAUGGGAACAAGAAGAAAAGUUGUGCCAGUUGUGGACCCCACUGCAUAGGUGGCAGCCAUGUCAUUAAAAACUUCAUACCUUC